AUGGUGGAAAUGCAGCCAGGCAUUUGCAAGAUGGAGUUCGCGAUGGGCUCUCAUGGACUCACAUGGAAGACGGGCAGCACCGAGGUGGAGCGCGUCUCAUGCCAAGCACGGCUUCUCGGAGUGAAGCCUGGAUGGAGCAUCAGCAUGAUCGAUGGGGUACCAAUUGAAACCAGCUACCAGGCAUGGAACGAGCUCAUGCGAUGCAAGAAGUCUGGCAAGAAGUACCAGAUCUACUUCACAAAAGAUGAGAACUCUAUCCGUGAAGACCAGGCCAAGGCAGAAGCCGAGAAGGCGCGCAAGGCCAAACAGGAGGAGGAGCGCAAGAAGCGUGAAGAGAUUGAGAAGAAGAUUCGUGAGGAGGCCGAGAAGAAGCGAGCCGACGAGAUUGCUUCGAAAAAGCAGGAGUACUGGGACAAGAAAGAGCAGGCCCAGCAGGAAGGCGAAGGAAAAGAGGAUGCAGAGGCUCCGGGAGCCGAGGAAGCAGAGGCGGCGGGGGCCGGGGCAGCAGCCGAAGCGGUGGAGGGAGAAGCCGAAGCCACGGAAGCGGUGGAAGCUGAGCCAGAAGCUGCGGAAGAAGCGGCCCCUGCAGAGAAAGGGAGCCUGUAUUGUGUCGCCCCAAUCGUUGGCCCUGGCGUCUCUACGCCUCUUCGACAGACGUAUGACUUUUGGGCCAUAGGCAAGGACUGCUGCUCCGUCGGUGCAUCCGACUUCCGCUGUGGCUCGUGGGGCUCUACCCAGGCUCACACCGGGCUCCGAGAGGUCAAUGAAGCCGACCUUGAGUACUACAGACUGGCAGUGCAGCAGGCCGCAUCGCUCUAUGACAUCAUGGCGCUCGGGCCUCGCAGACGGUGCAAGGGCAGCACAGCGGAUCGACAUGACAAAGACGAUAAGGCCGCCGCCGUUUCCGACUCCAUGCGCUGUUUGACCGCGGCAGCGACUGCGACAGAGCGACUGGCAUUGCCAUUGGUCUCCAUGCUGGGCCAGGUCCAUCGCGAGGACAUGCGCUGGUGCUGUCGGCAUGAUGGCAUCGAGACCCAGGAGCACACAGGAGGUGAUACCGACCUUUCGCAGCUGCCGUACUUGUAUGGAACUGCUUGGAAAGAGACCGGGACGACUGACCUUGUGGUCAAGGCGGUCAGGGCAGGGUUUCGUGGCAUCGACACGGCAUGCCAGCCGAAGCACUAUCGAGAGGAUCUCGUGGGAGCUGCGCUGGCCAAGCUUGCUGCAGAGGAUCAGCUCCCUCGUGAGGCGCUCUGGAUCCAGACCAAGUUCACGUCGCUGCGCGGGCAGGAUCCGAGCCGAGUGCCGUACGACAGCAAGGCUCCGCUAGCUGCCCAAGUGGAGCAGUCCAUACAAAAGUCGUUGCAGAACUUGGGCACCACCUACAUUGACUCGCUUGUGAUGCACUCGCCCAUGCCGUCGCUGGAGGAGAACCUCGAGGUGUGGCGUGUCUUUGAGCGAGCGGUAGAGGAGGGAAAAGUGCGUCAGCUAGGCAUCAGCAAUUGCUAUGAUGCACGAACGUUUCGUCGGAUCUACGAUGCCGUGAGGAUCAAGCCAAGAGUGCUGCAGAAUCGAUUUUACGUGGAGUCUGGCUACGACCUGGAGCUUCGCCAAUUCUGCUUGGAAAUGGGCAUCACAUACCAAAGCUUUUGGACACUCACUGCGAACCCACAUGUCCUAGCAUCGCCACCUGUGCAGUCCGCUGCUGAGCGCUUGCACGCAACUCCGGCGCAGAUUCUCUUCAGAUGGCUGAUCCAGUCAGGACAUCAGCCGCUGACAGGAACCAAGAGUUCAGACCACAUGCAGCAGGACCUGGAGGUGAUGAGCCUUGUGCUGACAGAUGGAGAGAUGCAGAGCAUCGGACAGCCGCAUCCCAUCUUCCUCAAGUGGUCCCAAGAUCCUAGAGGAGAGGUGAAUGGCUUGCACACCAUGGCUUUCAGAAAUUUCCUUGUCUUCGCUGGAUCGAACUUGAUCUUUGACAUCUUGGCUGUUGCGCUGGCAAGCGCCAGGUAUGCCUUCUUGGGCAGAAGUCGGGCAGGCUACGAAGAGAUUCUGAAUGAGGUGCCAGCGAUGCCGAAAGAUCUCGCGGCACAUGCGUAUGCAGUACCGUGA
This is a messenger RNA of Symbiodinium sp. CCMP2592, 2112 nucleotides long. Lineage: Eukaryota; Dinophyceae; Suessiales; Symbiodiniaceae. The record is from the annotation of a GenBank genome assembly.